Molecule: messenger RNA, 5103 nt
Organism: Cavenderia fasciculata
Lineage: Eukaryota; Evosea; Eumycetozoa; Acytosteliales; Cavenderiaceae
Exons: 4
Coding region: 1-5103 (1700 amino acids)
Molecular function (GO): 5'-3' DNA helicase activity
Source: RefSeq, a predicted model, not a curated record
AUGGUAGACCAGCACUCUUCUUUUUCAUCCGCCUAUUCUUACUCUUCACAUCUUUGUCAAACUAUUAGUUCUUAUUUCUUUAUUUGUUUUUAUAUCUCUAUUCAUCUACAUAUAGUUAUACCUAAAAAUAAAAGUAAAAGCAAAUACUCAUCAACUACUAUGAGUAAACCAAGAAGAAAUAGAUCAUUGAAUACAUUGAUCGAGGAUGGAUUAGUUGAUACUGAAGCUACCUGGUCUUUUACAUGGAGUGAUGUAACAUACACAGGCACUAUUACAAAGAGUAAAGGUCAUUAUUGCUUCAGUGGUGCACAAAAGGAUGGUCUAGUCAUCACUGAACAUGCAUCUACAACCUUUAUCCGUAACUUUUUAGCGUUGGACUCUAGUACUAUUGUCGAUGGCAACAAGAUCAUGUUUGUCAAUAACAAGAGAAUCUCUGAUUAUGUUUUAUUGGAGAGCCCAUCAUCUUCAACUACAUCAACUCCAACAUCUAACAAUAGUAGUAAUAAUAAUAAUAAUGUUAUGACUACACCGACAAGAGAUGGUUCCGUUGUCAAUCUUAUUGAAAGUUUCAAGAGUAUUGGCCUCACACUUUCACCACCGUCAUCGAUUACUACUCCACCAAGUACACCCUUUUCAAGUGGACCACCAAGAUCACCUGCAUCAGUGGUAGCACCAAAUAGUAAACUAUUGUCUGGCAACUCUAAUUCCUAUCAUAGUAAUAUGAGAACUAUUGCAUACCAAUUCUAUAGAGAAGGUGAUGAUAAUAUUCCUUUGUCACCAGUUAAAGAUAAUAUCAUUAUCCCUGCCACGAUCGUACCUUCCUCUCCUACUUCUACUACAACCUCUACAACUUCUACUACCUCUACAACUCCUACAACUGCUACAACAUUGAUUUCAACUCCAACUAAAAAAGAACCAAUUAAAAUUGAAUAUGAAGAUUCUACAAUCAAAGCAUCUGGUAUUGGUAGAUAUUUCCAUCUUGAUUGUGAAAGAUAUUUUAAUUGGUCAACUAAAAAGAAAUCAUCUUCCUCUACCUCUUCAACACCAUCAUCAUCAUCAUCAUCCUCUACUUCUACUUCUACUUCUUCUGAUAAUGAAACCAUUUCAAAUGCAAUUAUACAAGAUGGUUUUGCAUGGGAAGAUAAGGUAUUGGAAAUUUUAAUUCAAGAGAAACAUAAAAUCCAUCAACCAGUCAAAGGUGCUCAAACCAUUCCAUUUGAUCAAGUAGUAAAAUUAUUAAAAGAAGAAAAGGAGAAUAGUUAUAUUGUACAAGCUACUUUGAUUGCACCAAUUAGUUUCCGUCAAAACAUUCCAGACCAUGUCAAAUUUACACAGUCUAUUCCAGAUUUCCUUCGCAUUGGUAGAAGUAUUGGAGGAGGAAAGAGAAAACUCAAGAUUCUCGAUGCAAAAUCAACGGCCAGUAUUCACUUUGCACAAAAAGUACAGUUGGCCUACUACUAUAUCUGGUUGCAAGGAAUUAUUGAAAGCGAGAAUAUUACCGACCUUGAAUUGGAUGACUUUGGUGCCAUCUUUUUAAAGGGACUCACCACUCCAAUGGACUUUAAUAUAUUGGAGCCUGUACGAUUGUUGAAACGUUUCCUCUACGGUGAUAAAACCAACUCUCAAUCACAAAUGGUAAAGAUCAUUUCGACACCACGUGAAGAAAGUGUUUGGAGACUAACCGAAACAUGUGAAGGUUGUGAAUACCUUGAACAAUGUACUGCACAAGCCAAUUCAGAACUAAAUCAUAAUGCCAUUGCAAAUGUUCAAAUUGAUACAAUUACAAGUUUAUUGGAAUAUCAUCAACAAAAACAAGAUCAAUCAACAACUCCAACCAAAUCAGCACCCAUUAAAAUGAAUGAAAUUGAAAAAUUAAAUAGUAUAAAAGUUGAAGAUGUAGAUGAUCCACAACUCAAAGUACAACUACUUAGAUUAAAACCAAAACUACAAACGGUGCUAUCAAAUACUGUCGUACCAACUGGUUAUGUUGAUGUAAUGCUACCUUCUUAUGAAGAUAUAUCAAUCUAUUUAUCUUUGGUAUCACAUCCCCUCAAACAAACAUUUUACAAAUGGACUAUUUUAAAGGUUGAAAACUCAAUCUCUAAAACACCAAAAGAUCCACUCAACAUUGAUUAUCAAUCUCUAUCUCACAAUACUAUCUUUUAUAAUGGUGAAAAUUUUUAUAGUUUAAUCUUAAAAUUAAAUUCAAUCUUUUCUGAUGCAAUUAAUACAAAAUCAACAUUACAAGUAUUUACUUGGGAUGCAUUUGAAAAAAGUUAUUUCUUAAAAUCAUGUUAUGAAUUGUUAAAGAGAUCAUAUGAUAUUGAUGAUAAGGAAAUGCAAAGUAAUUUGGUACAUGUGAUGGGAGUAUUGAUGGAUAAUUCAAAUUGGAUUAAUUUCAAUAUCGGUGGUGUCUACCCUCAAGAACCAUUUUCAUACAAUGUUGGUGGUCAAUCCCAAGGAAGUGGCCCUUCCAACUUCCCAUUCAUUCUCGUCAAAGAUCAAAUAUUGAAAUCAUUGGCAAUCAAGGUAUCACCUCCCUUUUCAAUUGGUGAGAUUUCAAAAAAAGUUCUUUCCCUCGACACUAUCCCAUCAUCUCUAAACUCGGAUUACAUUUUUAAUAACUAUAUUAAAAAGGAUCACAAAGACAAAGAAGAAAAUGUUGUUUUUAAUGAAAGAACUGAACAAUUAUUCAAUUUAAUGGCCCAUCUUCGUUCUAUCUUAUUUACUGAUAUUUAUAAACAAAAAUCUCAAAAGUUUAAUUUUAGAAAAUUUUUAAAUUAUAAUAAUAUAUUGGUAAACAAAUUAUUAUAUUGUCAUCAAUUUGAAUCAAUGGAAUCAUAUAGAGAAAUUAAAUCUGCAAGAUCAAAUCCAUUGAGUCUUAAUAUUUAUGAUGGAAAAUAUUUAAUCUUACGAAAACUAUCCAACCAACCAAACAAAGAUGGUUUUUAUAGAUUCCAAGCAGAUAUCAUUCCACAAUAUUAUUCAUAUUUCCAACAAAAGCUAGCAGACGCAUUUUCACACUUUUGUUUAACACCAAACACACAAGAUGGACUCAAUUUCCUAUCCAGUUUUAACGAUAUUAGUUAUCAAUCACAAUAUGGAGUUCGUGGAAUGUGUGAUAUAUCUGAUUUUGAAAUUGAUCAAGUUGAAGCUUAUCCAACUCAAUAUUUAUUCAAUGCAAAGAUUUCUAUCAAACCUUCAAAAAAUUCAAAUUUAUUUAAUGAUUGUAAUAGUAAUGAAUUUAUAUUAUUUGAAAGAUUUGAUAAUCAUUUCUUUUCACAAUAUAAAUGGUUGGUACAAGGAUAUGAUAGUAUUGAUAGUCAAGGAACAGAAGAAUCAACAUUACUUGGGUUAUUUGAUAAACCAUUGGAAUGGAUAAGGGAGGAGGAAGAUUAUAAGAAAUUCAGCUUGGCCUUUACCAACACUAUAGAAGCAUUUAAUCAAACGAGUAGUAAUCAUCCAGACCAAAGAUUGACACUGACAAAAUCACAAAGAGAGAUUGCUAUUAGUGUGGUGCAGAGAAGACUUCAAUUGGUGAGAGGACCACCUGGAACGGGCAAGACCCACUUUUUGGCAUUACUGGUACUCAUGUUUUUCGAAACCAUUUUUAGAAUGAAGAGUCACGAUACCUAUACCAUUGUCAUCUCUGCAUUGACCCACACUGCCAUUGAUAAUGCUCUGAUUCGUAUUGCUCAAUUAAAGAAAGAGUAUGAAGGGUAUGCUGGUAGUGCAUUGCCAUUCCACAUUUACAAAAAGGAAAACAAACCACUUGCCAAGGAACUCGUCGAACAAGGAAUUCUAGAACACAAGCAAUUGGACAAGAAAACGUGUCCGAGAUUUAUCGUGGUUGGAGCAACGUGUUGGGGUGUCAAUACUUACAAGAAUCCAAUUGACUUUUUGAUCAUUGAUGAAGCAUCACAACUCCAAACACCUAUUGCUGCGCUGGCAAUCAACAAGGCACCUAGAGUAGUUGUUUGUGGUGAUCCCAAGCAGUUGCCACCCGUUCUCCACGGAACCUAUCACUCCAACAAGAGUCUGUCUGUCGAUGAAUACACAUCCGAUCCCAAAGUACACAAAUCCAUCUUCUCAUGUCUCAAGGGAUUACUCAGACACCAUCUAGUCGCCGAUCCAUUCCUAUCACUCAACGAGAACUUUAGAAUGACAUCUGAUCUAUGUCAAUUCUCUAGUCUCCUCUACGGACCAUCCUACAGAUGUGCAGAGACUGGUGCAAGAGAAUUUAACAUUCAUACACUCCAACAGUCAAAAGAAUGGAAGGAUCUAUUGUCACGCUCAACAUCAGUUAUUCAAGGAUUGUAUGGUGAUCAUAGAUCGUGUCAUAGUAUUGUACUAGACACCAAGUAUCUUGGAAACCGUCGUGUUGAAGUUGAACUGGUCAGAGAAAUCUAUCGUUUUGAAUUGGGAUUGUUCAAGAGUAGUAGAUCAUCAUCGACUACAUCGGCCAGUGAAUUGGAAGAUCAAUUUUGGAAGUCAAAACAAUUGGGUAUUAUUACACCUUUGAAUAUGCAACGUAUUGAUAUGCAAUCAAUGAUUAGUUCUGAACAGUAUCUUGCUGGUAGUCAAGAAUUCAAACCAUCGGUUGGUACCGUUGAAAAGAUGCAAGGACAAGAAUUUGAUACUGUUGUAGUUUGUUACAAUGGUUGGAACAGUGGUAGUGGCAAGACUCUAGACUUUAUCUUUAAUCUUAAUCGUCUCAACGUAGGUUUCACCCGUUCCAAGACUAGAUUAAUUUUAAUCAUCUCUGAAUCACUACUUCGUCCCAAUCAAUUGGUCCUAAAUAAUGCAAAGACUAGCAAAGCUUAUAAUCAUCUCCUCAACUAUGUUCAAAACUCUUCUAUUCAUAAAUUUAUUAUCAAACAAACCAACAUUUAUCAAAAAACACCAAUUAGAGAUACAACUCCAACUACUCCUACUACUCCAAUUUCACCUUUUAAUUUUAAUAUUAUUAAUAAUAAUAAUAAUAAUUCACCAUCAACUCCAAAUAAUAAUAAUCAAACAAAUAAUAUUCCAUCAACACCAGAAACAUUACUUCAACAAGAAUUUAUUAGAAAAUUAAAUUUAAACAAAGAGGAGGAGGAUUAA